Molecule: messenger RNA, 3750 nt
Organism: Trachymyrmex cornetzi
Lineage: Eukaryota; Metazoa; Arthropoda; Insecta; Hymenoptera; Formicidae
Product: protein kinase C-binding protein NELL1
Exons: 14
Coding region: 47-3283 (1078 amino acids)
Molecular function (GO): protein binding; heparin binding; calcium ion binding
Source: RefSeq, a predicted model, not a curated record
CGCGCUUGCCGUCUCACCAGUGUCUGGAACGACGAAAGAGGAAGAAAUGGGGAUAUCUUCGGUCACAGAAGGAACUACCGUAGUCCUCGGCGCGAAAACAAAGACAGGAAGUGAUCCUGGAGGAGGUAUAGAUCUAUUAGCAGCCCUGCAGCUUCAUAAUACUACUCGACAGGGCGUUAAGCAGGUGCCGGGUCUGAUUAGAUUGAGACCAGCCUAUUAUCUUCAGGGCGAGGAGAGGGAGCUCCGACUGAACGAGGAGAACUUCGAACGGGCGGCCGCGCUACUCCGGCGGGUUCCGGAAUUCACUAUAGCAGCCGCGCUGCGCCAAGAGGAGGCCAAUUCUGGGACGAUCGUCGCCUUUGCACACGGGAACAAUAGGUAUUUGGAGCUGCAGAGCAGCGGACGCAAGGACGAGCUUCGACUUCAUUAUGUAUCACGCCGCGACGGAACCGUACACGUCGAGGCGUUUCCUUUCCGAUUAGCCGAUGGCGCCUGGCACAGGGUCGCCCUGAGCAUAAGCGGCUCGCAGGUCGAGCUGCUAGUCGACUGUCACCCUUUGUACAGGCGACUGCUGAGACCUGGUCCACCCGACACCAAUUUCACCCUGCCGCAGCUCCAGCUCUGGGUAGGGCAGAGAAACAUCAGGCACUUUCUCUUCAAGGGUGCUUUACAGGACGUCAAGUUAAUAGCAGGACCUCACGGUUAUCUUUCCCAAUGUCCUCAGCUCGACUCAUCUUGUCCCACUUGCGGUCAAUUUUCGAUAUUACAGAAUACUGUGGAACAGCUAAUGCACAAUCUCAAUGAAUUGACUCGUAGGCUAGCCGCUGCAGAGGGCAGGAUAAGUAAAGUGGAGGAGUGCGAGUGCCAAAAGUCCUGUAGAGUGAAUGGUACUGUCCACGAUGACGGCGAAACGUGGUCAAAGGGUUGUCAACAUUGUUCCUGUCUUCACGGCGAGGUCGAGUGUAUACCUACGUCCUGCACUCCGGUCACUUGCAAGAAUCCCAUCAUUCCUGAGGGACAAUGUUGCCCGAUUUGUCUCAGACAAUGUUACUUGCAUGGCGUAAUUUACGAUCACGGCGAGAGGGUCUCGCCGAAGCAGUGCGUCGAGUGCAACUGCUACGACGGUAGCUUCACCUGCACAAGAAUCGACACUGACACCAAAUGCCCACCACUGCCGUGUCCAUCCAGUGAGCAACUCAGCGUGGCAGAGGAAUGUUGCAAGUUUUGCCCAGGGGUGGACUACUGCGCGAAGGGCCACAAGUGUCAUACUAACGCGUCCUGCCUGAAUCUCCAGACGACCUACGCCUGCCAUUGCGAUAUCGGUUUCCAGGGGGAUGGUCUUAACUGUCACGACGUAGACGAAUGCAACCAGCAAGGUGGAUCGAACGGUCACUACUGCAACGCGAACACGAAGUGCGUCAACGUGAUCGGCUCUUACACGUGCGAGUGUCUUCCGGGUUACUAUAGAAUGGACAAGUUCAACUGUGCCGAGCUAGAUGAGUGCGCGACUGGUCAGCACUUGUGUGACGAGCACGCCACAUGUGUGAACACUAACGGUAGCUACUACUGCAUCUGCAAGGACGGCUAUACCGGCGAUGGUUUCACAUGCAAACCUGUGUGCAAUCAGACUUGCCAGAAUGGUGGCGAAUGCGUGGCACCCGGAAGGUGCUCCUGCCGACGCGGUUAUAUCGGCAACAGUUGUGAACUCGACCUGGACGAGUGUGCCAGCGAUCUGCAUCGAUGUCAUCAAUCGUCCACGUGUUUCAAUAUGCCCGGCUGGUAUUACUGCCGGUGCAAGCCUGGCUACAGGAGCGCCCUGCAUGAGAGCACUCAGGGCACGCAAUGUGUCGAUAUCAACGAGUGCAACGAUCUAACGCUCGAGAGGAGGCACACGUGUCAUCCUACCGCAAAAUGCGUCAACACCGAGGGCGGCUAUGAGUGCGUAUGCCCACCGGCGAAGGACCUGGAAGAGUCCGGAAAAGAAUGCAGACUCAGUUGCUGGUUCGAAGAUCGGGAAGUUAACAAUGGUGACACGUUGGCACCGUCCGGAAAUCCUUGCAGGAGAUGCACAUGCCAAGACGGCGUGAUCACUUGCAAGGAUCCCGUAUGUGACUGCAGCGCACCGGGAAGCCACAGGGACAAGUGUUGUCCUCAAUGUAAUCCCGCCGCGUCCUGUAGGCAUCAAGAGCUCCAUCACCUAGUCUUCAGAAGCGGAGAACGUUGGAUAUACCAAUGUCAGACUUGCGAGUGCCUGUACGGCGAAAUAGACUGCUGGCAGAUGGAGUGUCCACCGGUGACCUGCUCGAAUCCCGUAACCGAGGAGGGCGAUUGUUGUCCGCGCUGCGAGGACGAUCCCUGCGCUCGUGAGGUGUUGGUGAACGGCACCUCGUUCACGGUUCCUAGUCGUCCCCGGCCAUGCAGCUACGCCGGCAUCGUCCACGACAGCGGCAGCUCUUGGCAGGACCCCCACGACAAAUGCACCACGUGCGAGUGCAAGGUGCCGUACUGCGCCCAAUUGGACGGGCAGCUUUGCUGCAGCUACGAUUAUGGCUGCGCUGGCGAUUUGGGCAACGACAAACAGCAACGUUCUUCAAUCGCUGUUCCUGAGCUUCUCAUACGCCAUCCACCGGACCAUGCGGUCCAGUCGCUGGUCAACGGUGCACCGGAAGCAGCUCUACCAGCAGCGGUCACUGACACAUCCGGCACCACACGCACCAUCACCACUUCCUCCAUCGCGAGCACCACUUCUCCUGUCUCGUCGCUCUCGCACUACUCGUCAUCCUCCAGCAUCAGCAACGACAACCCUCAUGAUCUCAGGCAAGACCACGCAACGGGCUCGCACAUUUUGGCCAUGUCGCGAGCCCAGCAAAGAGACAUGGCCUAUCAUGCCAUCAGAUCGCAACAAUACCAGCAACAAGCGUCGACCACGAGACACCAGCAGUUCAUUGCAGGCUCGACGACGUCGUCGACGGCAUCAGAACGGUCCUCAGCGCCGUCGACGACGACGACGACGACGAGAACGCCGUCCGCGACGUCCAUCGGCGGAUCAACGUUGUUGCGACGCGGUCAGUCAUCGAAUACCAUCAAUCAUCACGGCGGUGCCGCCUUUUCCUCUUCCUCGUCGUCAUCAUCAUCGACUCUCUCUGUGGUCUUGGCAACCUCAACGAUCGAGGAGCCCGAUCUACUACCCGCGAGCGUCCCCGUGCAAAAUCCGAUCCGCCAGCUGGUCGGUCGCCGUCGCAAGGACAGCAGAAAGUCCAUUGUCCUUGACAGCGCUACUUGAGGGCCGUGGAUCUAGAGGAAGAUAGAAAAGAACGAACGCGCGACACAUUUGGCAAGGCAUUCCAGAAGGGAAACCCGAAGAAUCUCCCAUAGUCGUCCGACGCACGUUGCCUGUCUAUUACAUUGUCGGCAAAAAGGGGGAAAUGAGAUCGAUAGUUAGCGAAAAGAAGAUACGGGAUCAUUGAUGACGUAGGCGAUGUUUGCGGAGGAUCGGUGCCACGAGGAAGAUUCGUUCCUCUUUCUGGAACCUGUUUUAGGAAUUCGUCUGGCAUUUCCGAGGUCAACGCCUCGUCAAUGGAGCUAAAUCGACGAUCGCAUCACUGACCUUGAUCCUAGUCCAGCUAGAUUCUAGGUUCUUAAACUAAGAUCGAAGUCGCUGAUACUGUCAAGUUCGUGUUGUUUGCGAUCGAGUCGUUUGCGGGUGAAAUCACCUAGUCGCUAUUGACAUCCGGACCUAGAACAGCCGCG